This is a messenger RNA of Cokeromyces recurvatus, 381 nucleotides long. RefSeq lists its product as uncharacterized. The record is from RefSeq and is a predicted model, not a curated record. The annotation marks the transcript as partial. NCBI's taxonomy places the organism in Eukaryota, Fungi, Mucoromycota, Mucoromycetes, Mucorales, Mucoraceae. The transcript has 2 exons.
GGCUUAUUGCUAGCUAUUGUAUUUUUAUUAGUAGAGUCUACUACGAAUGUGAAUCGAAUAAGAGCGAUUUUAUCAAUCAUCAUAUUACUCACAAUGAUUUGCUAUAAUAUAAAAAUAAGGCCCUGUUAUGUAGAUAAAAUUAAUUUCUUUAGAACUGCGUCGUUUACUUGUAUUUUAUGGACAUCUACUUUAGUAGCUAUUCUUAGUGAUACAAAUGCAGCACAGAGCUUAGGACCAUUUACAGUUUUUUAUAUUAUUAUGGGAGGUUGGUUCCUUAUCAUUCUUUGCUUUAUCAUAAUUUAUUUCAUUUAUUAUAUUCAAAAAGAUGACGAUGACAAAAAGGAAGAUUCAGUUUCAAAACAAACGAUUUUAACUUACUAA